UACAGAUACAGGAACCGGCAAACGAUGCAAAACUCAAUGAGAUUCGAGAAUGCACAGAAACGACAUGCCUUGAAUACCUUGAACCCUGCAACUUUGAACUGGUGGAAAGAGCGCGACCUCACAUGGCUUUACGGCCCAUGGCAGUCGGAAUCUCGGGGCCCUGGAGAGGUCAGCAACAGGGGAUCUCCAGACGCCUUAAGCUCUUUACCAUCAGUUCAUAGGAAGCCCAUCUGGAAAUGGAAGUCCACCUCGGCCGCAAUUUUGGGAGGGGUUCAAUCACAAAUUUCGCUCCUGCAACGCGCAGAUGGGCUUCUUAGGGCUCAGUUGGAGACUUCGACCGUCGUGCAGCAAAGAGAAUCAUCGACCGACCCAACAGCCAACUUUAGCAGCUUCGUGAGAUCUGCCACCAGCACACUUCCUGAAGGGCGGAAACGAUAUUCCUUUGCAAACUCUCAACCACCAACUCCUUGUGAGAUCGAGCAUGGCCGUUUCAACGACCAAGUUCAGCAAAUUGAA
Cladophialophora psammophila CBS 110553 is the source of this 516-nucleotide messenger RNA. RefSeq lists its product as uncharacterized. The record is from RefSeq and is a predicted model, not a curated record. NCBI's taxonomy places the organism in Eukaryota, Fungi, Ascomycota, Eurotiomycetes, Chaetothyriales, Herpotrichiellaceae. The transcript has a single exon. The annotation marks the transcript as partial.